Messenger RNA from Capra hircus (goat), 11007 nucleotides. RefSeq names its product Cbl proto-oncogene (gene CBL). Bases 117 to 2915 code for a protein of 932 amino acids. The record is from RefSeq and is a predicted model, not a curated record. NCBI's taxonomy places the organism in Eukaryota, Metazoa, Chordata, Mammalia, Artiodactyla, Bovidae. Gene Ontology annotation, molecular function: SH3 domain binding; ubiquitin protein ligase activity; phosphotyrosine residue binding. The transcript is spliced from 17 exons. Gene Ontology annotation, cellular component: plasma membrane; membrane raft. Gene Ontology annotation, biological process: cell surface receptor signaling pathway; negative regulation of epidermal growth factor-activated receptor activity.
GACGGCCGGCGGCGGCGGCGGCGGCCGGGAGAGGCCCCUCCUUCACGCCCUCCUUCCCUCACUCGCAGCCGAGCGGAGCCGGCGGACGCGGCUGGGCCCUGACCCUCUCCCGGGCCAUGGCCGGCAACGUGAAAAAGAGCUCUGGGGCCGGGGGCGGCGGCGGCUCCGGGGGCUCCGGCGGCCUGAUCGGGCUCAUGAAGGACGCCUUCCAGCCGCACCACCACCACCACCACCACCUCAGCCCCCACCCGCCGGGGACCGUGGACAAGAAGAUGGUGGAGAAGUGCUGGAAGCUCAUGGACAAGGUGGUGCGGUUGUGUCAGAACCCAAAGCUGGCGCUAAAGAAUAGCCCACCUUAUAUCUUAGACCUGCUGCCAGAUACCUACCAGCAUCUCCGCACUAUCUUGUCAAGAUAUGAGGGGAAGAUGGAGACACUUGGAGAAAAUGAGUAUUUUAGGGUGUUCAUGGAGAAUUUGAUGAAGAAAACUAAGCAGACCAUAAGCCUCUUCAAGGAGGGGAAAGAAAGAAUGUAUGAGGAGAAUUCUCAGCCUAGGCGAAACCUGACCAAACUGUCCCUGAUCUUCAGCCACAUGCUGGCAGAACUAAAAGGAAUCUUCCCAAGUGGACUCUUUCAAGGAGACACGUUUCGGAUUACUAAAGCAGAUGCUGCAGAAUUUUGGAGAAAAGCUUUUGGGGAAAAGACGAUAGUCCCUUGGAAGAGCUUCAGACAGGCCCUUCAUGAAGUACAUCCCAUCAGUUCUGGGCUGGAGGCCAUGGCUCUGAAAUCCACUAUUGAUCUGACCUGCAAUGAUUAUAUUUCAGUUUUUGAAUUCGACAUCUUUACAAGACUCUUUCAGCCCUGGUCCUCUUUGCUCAGGAACUGGAAUAGCCUUGCUGUAACUCAUCCUGGUUACAUGGCUUUCCUGACAUAUGAUGAAGUGAAAGCACGACUCCAGAAAUUCAUUCACAAACCUGGCAGUUACAUUUUCCGGCUGAGCUGUACCCGUCUGGGUCAGUGGGCUAUUGGGUAUGUCACUGCUGAUGGGAACAUUCUUCAGACAAUCCCUCACAAUAAACCUCUCUUCCAAGCGCUGAUUGAUGGCUUCAGGGAAGGCUUCUAUUUGUUUCCUGAUGGACGGAAUCAGAAUCCCGACCUGACAGGCUUAUGUGAACCAACUCCUCAAGACCACAUCAAAGUGACCCAGGAGCAAUAUGAAUUAUACUGUGAGAUGGGCUCCACAUUCCAACUGUGUAAAAUAUGUGCUGAGAAUGAUAAAGAUGUGAAGAUCGAGCCCUGUGGCCACCUCAUGUGCACAUCCUGUCUAACAUCCUGGCAGGAAUCAGAAGGCCAGGGCUGUCCUUUCUGCCGAUGUGAAAUUAAAGGUACUGAGCCCAUUGUGGUUGAUCCCUUUGAUCCUAGAGGAAGUGGCAGCCUGUUGAGGCAAGGAGCAGAGGGAGCUCCCUCCCCAAACUAUGAUGAUGAUGAUGAUGAACGAGCUGAUGAUUCUCUCUUCAUGAUGAAGGAAUUGGCUGGUGCCAAGCCUACUUGGACAAGCUUAUCAGCUAUUCAUCACCCUGCUGUGGGCAGGGAAAUGGAAAAGGUGGAACGACCUCCUUCUCCAUUCUCCAUGGCCCCGCAAGCUUCCCUUCCCCCAGUGCCACCACGACUUGACCUUCUGCAGCAGCGAAUAUCUAUCCCUUCAAGUGCUUCUGUUCUUGGAACUGCUUCUAAGGCUCCUUCUGGCUCUCUUCAUAAGGACAAACCAUUACCAAUACCUCCCACUCUUCGAGAUCUUCCACCGCCACCCCCUCCAGACCGGCCGUAUUCUGGUGGAGCAGAAACCCGGCCUCAGAGACGCCCCUUGCCUUGUACACCGGGCGACUGUCCUUCCAGAGACAAACUGCCCCCUGUCCCCUCUGGCCGCAUUGGAGAAACGUCGUGGCUGCAUCGGCCAGUCCCCAAAGUACCAGUAGUUGCCCCAAAUCCUAGUGACCCCUGGACAGGGAGAGAAUUAACCAACCGGCAUUCACUUCCAUUUUCAUUGCCCUCACAAAUGGAACCCAGAACCGAUACGCCUAGGCUCGGAAGCACAUUCAAUCUGGAUACCUCCAUGAAUAUGAAUAGCAGCCCAUUAGCAGGUGCAGAGUGUGAGCAUCCCAAAAUCAAACCUUCCGCAUCUGCCAAUGCCAUUUAUUCUCUGGCUGCCAGACCUCUUCCUGUGCCAAAGCUGCCCCCUGGGGAGCAGUGUGAAAGUGAAGAGGACACAGAGUAUAUGACUCCUUCCUCUAGGCCCGUGGGACUUCAAAAGCCAGAAGUGAAGUGGCCUCCGGAGAUAGCGCAGAGUUCACGAACGUGUGACUGUGACCAGCAGAUGGAUAGCUGCACAUACGAAGCCAUGUAUAAUAUUCAGUCCCAGGUGGCACCGUCCGUCACAGAGAGUGGUACCUUUGGUGACGGGAAUUUGGCUGCAGCCCAUGCCAACACUGGCCCUGAGGAGUCAGAAAAUGAAGAGGACGGGUAUGAUGUCCCCAAGCCACCCGUGCCUGCGGUGCUGGCCCGCCGCACGCUCUCCGACAUCUCCAACGCCAGUUCCUCCUUUGGCUGGCUGUCCCUGGAAGGUGAUCCCCCAGCACACUUCACUGAGAGUGCCCAGGUUCCUGAGAGGCCACCCAAGCCGUUCCCUCGGAGAAUCAACUCUGAACGGAAAGCAGGCAGCUGUCAGCAGAGCAGUGCUGCCGCCUCAGCCGCCGCCUCCCCGCAGCUCUCCAGCGAGAUCGAGAGCCUCCUGAGUCAGGGCUACUCCUAUCAGGACAUUCAGAAAGCCUUGGUCAUUGCCCACAACAACAUUGAAAUGGCCAAAAACAUCCUCCGGGAAUUCGUUUCUAUUUCUUCUCCAGCCCAUGUUGCCACCUAGCACACCCCCUCCCUGCUGCAGCUUAGAAGACCGAGGAGCCGGGAGCUCUUGCUCAAGUAGCACCUGAAAGGGCGGCUAGGUUCCUUUGGAAACUUCACAGUGAGAUCUUACCCUGUCUGUGGGGUAUCACAUCUGUGGUUCCAAGAUUUCAAAGCAGUGGACUGAGGACGGAACAGCUAGGAGGCUUGAUUCUUUUCUUUGUUUUAAGAGUGCAUUUGAAGGUGUCCUUCAGUUCCCACUUGGAAAGAGUGGAUUUUUGUGAAAUGGUAGCCUACCUGGGGAACAGUCCAGAAAGCAGAAGUACUGUGCUGUAAAUCCUAAUUGAGGACUUAAGACUUUCUUGGGUUAAGGAUAUGGUUGUGUGCGUUUUGUCCGUCUGUCUGUGGUUGUGUGUCCUGUGAUUAUAAGAUUAACCUGCUGUGUGUGUAAAUUCCAGGCAGGGAAUUAGCACAAGAGGUUUAGGAAGGAAUCUUAAAGACUUCCAUCUACUGUGGUUUUCUCCCCAACCCCAGCGUGCGUUGCAACUCAGACACUCCCCUCUGGCUUAGAUUACCAUGUGCAUAGCUGAAGUCUUGUAUUUUUAGAACACCUCCCCUCCACCCCCACCCCGCUCUGUCUUUUCCCUGUCUCCUCGGUCCUCCUUCUCCUUAGUGUCCGUCAUUGGCGGUGGGCUUGCUAUGAUCAGCCUCACUGACGCCAAGCAGCUUAUAGGAUGUUCUUUAUAAUGUGUGAUGGUGUUGGUUUGUUUGGUAGAUAGAUGGGGAAAAAGUACUGUUGCUCUGUCAUGGUCCUGUUUGAUACUCUCAGCGAACACUGGUCACUCCGAAGCACUGUUUCUAUAGGAACAUUGAAUCUGUUUUUAAAAAGAUGUUUUAAUUAUCGUAAUUACAUAAUGACUGAUAUGAGAUAGAGGCCUUCAGAUACAUUCCAUGCUCUCCCCAGAAAGUAGUCUGCGGGAGUCAGUUGCCUUGGUGCCAGGUAUGUGUUCUAAUGUAGGUCAUGAGAUUUUCUACUUAAUGGAAAGGGGAAAUCAUUUGUUUCCAGCAUGGCUUUCUGGCCCAAAUACCAUGAAGCACUUAGGAAGCUCCGUUCACACGCUCUCUACCUUGUUAUACAUAAAAUGCACACAGCAGACAAUAAAGAUUUCUCUCUUCAGCUUUUCUUCCCAGUGAAUUUCAGCUUAUAUGGGUGUCUCCCUGUGAUAAUGAGCCAGGUUAUAUUUUCAGAGAUGAGUUUUUUCUUUCCUCUUUAAGGAGCUGGGGGUAUUACUCCAGGGUAGCACAGCAUUCUGCUGACAGUUAGCACCAACCCUACACUGGUGCUGCCUGGCGACUCGCUUUUCUCUUUGUGCCUAUGGCUUUGGGAAUGUAGCAUUUCCUUCUUCCUCCCCGUCCCCAUUCUUUUUCCCUCUAGCUCUCAGAUGCUCUUUAGGGACUGCGUUCCCCGUGGUCUUUAGACAUCGCUGGUGUGAUCAAUGCCUUUGCUGCACUCAGACAACAUGACAAGCCCUGCAGCUUGUGCCCUUGCCAGCUGGUAAAGAAGACUCGGAGUUCGCUCGUCUGUCCUGUGGAUGCUGCCAAGGAACCUCUUGAUUUCAGUUAGUUCUCCAGCCCGAGCCUUUUAACUGACUUCCCUGGCAGUGGGUGGCCUUCCUCCUGGUCAGAAACAAGCCUGCUCCUUGAUAAACCCACCUGCCUCACAAUCUAAAACCUGGUUUUGUCUCACAAUCCAAACAGAAAUGACUUCGCAUCUGGUUUCUUUCCCAUGUUAUCAUCUUUGGACUUAAAGCUUUUCCUAACUCUUUUCUUGGCUUUCAGUUACUCUUAGAUCUUUUGUUUUUCUCCUCUUGCCUCCGAGCCAUUUGCAUUCCUAGAGUGGAUGGUUUGGGGAUUCUUGCUGAAUUGCCGUGGUUACCCAUUGUCUUCUCUUUGUGGCAGAAAAUGACACAGCCCCCAGCAGGUGCAGGAGGGCCUGAAUCCGGGUGGAGGGGCAGAGGAAAGAGCCAGAGAGUAGGAAAGAGGACCGUAGUGUCUCCCACUCAAAGCCAGUGUAGUGUUUCACUUGCGGCAGCAUUCAUUUUGCACUUUGUUUAGAUGUGGAAGGCCUAGGUGAGGAACUAGAAAACCUGGCGGCAGCCUGCAUGCCUCUGCUGCUGGAGUUUUUCCUCGUCUGCGGAUACUGCCUGUAGCCUGAAGAUCUGUCAGGAGAGCAAAGCAGUGGUCCUGCAAGUCCUUCGUCUUUUCAGAGUGCGUGCAGAAUCUUCUUUGAAGAUUAUGUCCUUACGUAUAUAUGCUAAAGGCAAGCUUAUUCUUUUUUUUUUCCAUAAUGGUUCAUUGGGUCAUUCAGUACUCAACAGUUCAUUGAGUACCUGUGUGGUUCAUUGGGUCAGCCCUCAGACUUGGUGUUGAACAUAUGCACCAUUGCUUGGCCUGGUUCUUCGCUUGUUGGUUGUUUAUCUGCAGGCACUCAGGUCUCAGACCUUUCUGUGAGAGGUUCCUUAGGGUGCUCUGAGUUCAUGCCUGGGUCUGAGCCUGAGAUUGCCAGGUGAGCCUCAGGCAAGUUUUUGCAUGGCUCUUGUUUUGAGGAUAUUUCCAAAACCAAAAUUUCUUAAAUUUUCCUUUGAGGCACCAGUCACCCAUUCUUCAUCCUCAGUUUGUGUGGCAAUUUUUAAUUCUUUGGUUCUGCUAUUGCCCUUUCACAAGUGGGCUUUGAAUUUUGCCAUUUGGAGCAAUCACAUCCCCUUUCUCCCUCUAAAUUACAAAUGGUUCCUCCUCUGUUAGCUAUCAGGUAAGUAAGGUAAAAACCACUUUGCUGUUUUCCCUUUGCUCAAAUGCAUUAGGCUCUUCGGUUCAACCCUACUUCCCCAUGUCUCCCUGGACUACUUUCCACAGCCCUCCUUGAUGCUGGGUGGCUGUUUCAUCCACUGCCUCUGCCAUACUCCUUCCAUUAAAGUCAGGGGUUCUCAAGGUGGGAAAAACCUGUGGGCUCAGUGAUAUACCUACCUCCCUUUAGGUAAAUAAUAGAUUUGGCAGUCUGUCGUCUCAGCAUUUAUCUGUUGAUAUUUAUAUCAAUAUAAAUGGCCACCUGCGGGUGGCCAUUCUCUCCCCCAUCCUCCAUCUUCUCUGUGCCCCCAACCCUGCUCUGCGUGUUGUGCCAUCCUUCUGUUCUUCUGCUUCUCAUGCAGACUCUUAACACCAGGGCCCAGGGCGUGGGAUAGUACUGCUAGUAUCAUUUAGCUGUUUUGUGGAUUUAGAAGAAAAAUUAGGGGGGUUGCUAUUUCUCAUACUUAAAAUAUUUAUUUCCUCUAUAGAAAAGUAAAAUAUAUUUUAUGGUCCAAUCAGAAACCUCACACAUGAAUUUUAUAUGUUUGCUUGCAAAGUAGGGACCAGCUGUAUGUUCCCUUUAACAAGAUCUAGACCUUUUUUGCAUGUGACCAGCAAUGGUUUUAGUGCAGAAUAUUCUCCUACCUCACGUCAUGAGAGGCAAAGGGGUACAGGCCCUCUUCCCAAACUGUAAAUCUCCUCUCAGGCUGUUGGCCUUUCUGACUCUGCAGUGAGCACUGCCCAUGGAAUAAUGAUAUUCUGACCACUGGCCUGGGUCUCACAGAGUGUGUGUCAUUCAGCAGGUGGUUAUGAGUGAACACCAUGAGCCUGAAGUGCCAGCUCUGUGUUCUCCCCUGCCUCCACAGGGCGGUUUACUGAUGUUGAGGAACUGUACUUGGACUGUCUAGCAUGUCCAUUUGGCCCUAAAAUACCCAUUCCCGGUUCAGUUGUGCAGUUUAUAGUCACAGCUCUGUGCAGACAUGCGUUUCCUUAUAGAGCUGUCCUGGUUAAGAAUCAGUUCAAGAUGCUCCCCUUAACCCCUGUUAUCUUCCUAUAGUUUUGACAGUGUCUGGGAGAUUCCUCCAUGUAAGUCUCAUGGAUUACCCACCAUUUUUAUGUGUUUACAGUCUGUUUGGUGGGUCUGUUCAUCGGCUCAGAGUUGCACAGUAGGGCAGUCAGAUGUUUAAGGAAAGCAUCUGCCUACAGUCCCCUUUCCACUCUAGUGCCUUCCUUGAUCUUUUUACUCAGCUGCUUGUAUUCCUAUUUUCCUUUAUUGGGAGGUUUUCUUAUGACCCUUCUGGGACCUCUUAGCCAUCUCCCAUCCUGUGUGGAAUUGGUUUUCAGUCAUUCCACAACCUUUCUGCUAAUCCUGUGUCUCUUUAGAAGGGCUGAAGUUGUGAGAGGAGGAUGAGCACCUGUCUCUGGGUCCUGAUCGUCCACCAGUUGUUUGGUCUCCCAAGAGCCAGGCAGUGAGGUAGCCUGAACUCAGUUCUCAAAAAUGUCAGCCUGUAUCUCUAGGAGUAUGGAGCUGAGAGACCCUGGAACUUAGUGUAAGAGUCAACCCAUAAUUCUCCUGGAUUUUCGUGCCCUAGAAAUUCGAUCUGAAGUAUUCUCAGCAUAAAGCAUUACUCUUACUUUGAUCUCAGUAUACAUUAGCAGCCUCAUGUUAGAAAGGCAUGUUGCCACUUAAUGCAUGGAGGAGGGCGCAUAGUGGAAGAAGGUCAAGGCUGUAUGUUUGACCAUCCUGUUGAGCAGCCCUUCGGAUACAAGAAACAGAAGAAUUCAAGCAGAAGGAAGGAGGGAGUCAUCAGGAUGCAGACUGUCGCCCAGAACCCAGCGAAGCCGUACAGCUGAUUCUGCAUGGAGCUGAGAAACUUUGCAACUUGACCUUUCUCCUCCAAGGAAAUCUGUUUGUCAGUAAUAUGUGGCCCUGAAAUCGGAACCCUAGUCCUCAAGUCCUCAUGACCCCCCAGUUCUAGGGAGCAUCACUUUAACAGAUACCCAGCUCCUCUUGUUCAUAUUCUCAAGGAAGACUGUCAUCAGCCCAGCAUAUUGAUCAGGUGUGGACACCCAACCAGUCAGCCUUUGCCACACAGGGUGGCAGCCGCAUGUUAGUUCAGGCGGGAAGAAGGGGCAGUGGGAGGUUCUGACUGGAGGUGAGAGAGACCCUAAAUCAUUCUGGGUUGUCCAAAAAGUUCAAUCAGCUUCUGUGUGUGAUGUCAUGAUGUGAAAACCCAGAUGCGCUUCUUGGCCAAACCAAUGCUUUAGUAGUAAAGUUUACCAUACUGCUUUCUCGAGAGGGGAAAGGCAGGCGUGGGACUGUGUCUGGGACAUUGAAGAAACGCUUAGGUUAACGUUAACUUGGGUUACUGUCUUCACUGUUUCUUUAUGGCCUGUUUUUCUUUCCUUUAUGAGUCCUGGCAUCCAAGAUUUCUUGCCUCUUUCUUCAGGACCCGUUUCUCGUGUUCCAGAGCUAAUCUGUUCUUAGGUGACAUUUCUUAGCCUUCAUUUAAUCUCAGGUUUCUGGCUGUCUUUCGGUUUCUUCAGAGAGCAGAUCACAAAUCCCCUGUCACCCCUGCCCGUGGACUUCUGGGCGCUCUUCAGGUUUUAGUGCUGAGAACAUACUCAUUCUCCGGGCGCGUGGCCUCAGUCCUUCCAUGUCCUCCUCCCCAUCCUUUCAUCUAGUCUUUCCUCUGCAGUGAUGUCCUUAGGCAGGCCUUCUGCGGUACCUCAGAAACUACUUUGCAGUAAGAAUUUAUGGCAUUGGGACAGUUGCCAGGAUGUGAAUUAGGUAUAGAUUCCAGUUGAGAGUUGCUGCUGAGAGCUCUUUCGACAGGAUGCAUCUGUCCUCUCUGUCCGGUUGCUUCCUUUGUCGUCCUGUAGUAAAGCCUUUAUUUGUUGUUUUUUUAAAGCCAUGUUUCUGCUUGCCUGAAUCUUCUGAUCUUAUUUCUCUCAUCCCAGAGCCUGUCCCUUGUUAUUAAUGCAUUUCAUAAUUACUCAAAACUUUUUUAAACUACUGGAGUCAUUUGAUGUACAUCGAAGUCACCUAAUAAUCCAAAGAUACACGCUGAGGCCCGUGGUGAAGGUUGGGGCCUGUGUGUUUGAAAUUCCCUUCUAGGCUCCAGAAUUCAGGGGCAGAGGGACAGCAGUGCCUCUUGCCUUCACUGAGUCCUAGGAAGUCUGGGUUGGUUUCAGAGAGGGAGCACCAGUGUUUCUUGUUUCCACAGAGUAGCCCAGGAGUGAGUGGGGGAGUGGGGGUGGGGAGAGCCAGGCCUGCCUGGAGGCCCCCUGCCAGUCUUCUGGAGAACACGGUGCCAAAGGGCCAGCUGUUGACUAACAGACUAACAACUGUUUGGACAUCUUGCUGCCCCUUCCCUUGUUCAUUGCUUGAGAAAAAUGUAGCUGACCACUCGCUGUGUGUGUAGAGAGCAGAGGCUGAACGCCAACCUACUGAUCUGGCAGUGGAACAAAUCAGAGUUCUCAUGCCCGGCCCCAGAUUCUUAUUUGGCCCCCAAAAUGUGAGAGGCGCCCUUCACAAAUUCUCCUUCUGCCGCUGGAUCACUUUGGGAGGCCAGGGGAUCCUGCUCGGUACCGGCUGUCUGAGCCUCCCCAGGCCUGGCGCCGCUUUCAUGCUGGGUCCCCGCCUGGGGUAUGUGUAUGCCUGCACCCAGCGCUCUGACAUAGGUGCUAACGUGCCCUGUGUGUCAGUCCCCCCUCCCCACCUCCCUCUGACCGCGUUUUGUGGCUGAGGAAGCUGCGCUUACGGCUGUCUGGAAGCUGAUGAGGCAGGGGACUGCAUACAAGGCUGUAGACCACGUGUAUUCUCUUCCUUGGCUUCUUCCUUCUGCUGUCGGGGUGAGUGAGCCUGCAGGCGCCAGGCCCACAAGAGUGGAUGCCUCCUGACCUGCCUGUCUCAGCCUUGUUUUAGUGUCUUGGCCUUGGCCUCCUGCUGAAAUGUGUGGCAGGGGCGUGGCAGCUAGGAGGUACCUCCUCCCUCUGCUUUCUGGCUGUGGUGACUUGGUAUUUUUAACCUUAUAUAUCUUUUUCCUUUAUUCAAAACAAAACAAUUUUUAGCACACUGAAAAAAAAAAAAAACCAAACAUUUUGUGCCUUUCUAAGGCAGCACUGUAUCCCAGGCUGCAUUUUAGGACUUAAUAUGGAAAUACCAGAGUCUUAGCUCCUCUACCUUGAGUGUCAUUAGUUCUCCAGUCUAGGGGAGAGGAAGUGUCUCCGUGCGGCCGGGGUGGUGGCACCCAGGUGCAGCGGGUCAGCGGUCCCUUCUCCCAGCCCCAGUGCUGAGUUGGAAGAAAUGAGCAUUGUACCCCAGGAUGGUUUGGUUGGCUCCAGUCAGAAUCUUAAUUGUCAGGUUGGAUGUUCUGUACUCAGGAGGAGACAGAACGUUCCAUGACUGCCAGGGAUCCUCUGGACUGCCUCAAGUGACCCAGCCUCCCGAUCCCGUCAAUGACCCAACUACAUGGAACAGUGUCGGGUGGACUCCCGAGAAGAGGAGGUUAUGUCUUGUCUUUAUGCUGGAUCCUGAACUGGCCUAGACCUCCUGCCUCUCUCUUAAGACUUGGCUUUCCUUUCAUUUGAAAACUUCAGUCGUAGAGCAUUAAGCAGAUAGUGCCUCUGCAGGGGUGAGUUUUCCCCUGGGCAGGGUGGCAAGGACCACGUGCCGGAACAGAAGCCUGUCCUCAGUAUGGUGGCCACUGUAGAUCUCAACAACAAAAGUUUUCUGUAUAAUGAUGUUUUACUUGUCUCUUCCCCUCUUCUCAGUUCUUCCUUGCCUUUAACUUAAUAAAGAAUUGGGAGAUAGAAACAGUUCUUUUCAAAGUCCUCCUUUAUUCAGGAUUUUGACAUUCUUGGCCUGGGUGGGGCUGGAGAGAACUUGAUGCUUUCUCCAGAAUGAAGAGUCCCAUUUGUAUAUCAGUGUUAAAAAUAAAACAACAUGAAACCUUAGAUGAGAUUUUUGUGGACUAUUUUAAAAAUGUGUCAUUAAUAUAAAAAAAUUAUAUUAGCAGUAUUUAAUCAUUCUCACCUGUAAAGAAUAAAACAGAAGGUAAAUAUUCUUACAGAGAAUAGCAGAGCUUUAAGAGUCAUUUUCAUUUUAAGUCCAUUUUGUUUUGCCAAUGUAUUAAUGUUUAGAGGUUCUGUUAUACUAAUGUUAUUUAUUAAUUUUUUUCACUUCCAUACACAGUUAACUAAAGAGCUUUUUCAGGCACCCAUGUCUGUAAAAAAUAUUUUUAAAUAAAGUUUCUUUUGUUGUAGCA